Priceomyces carsonii is the source of this 1236-nucleotide messenger RNA. RefSeq names its product DNA polymerase delta subunit (gene POL32). Lineage: Eukaryota; Fungi; Ascomycota; Pichiomycetes; Serinales; Debaryomycetaceae. The transcript has a single exon. The record is from RefSeq and is a predicted model, not a curated record. Gene Ontology annotation, cellular component: nucleus; delta DNA polymerase complex. The coding region runs from base 1 to 1236 and encodes 411 amino acids. Gene Ontology annotation, biological process: DNA replication; DNA synthesis involved in UV-damage excision repair; DNA strand elongation involved in DNA replication. Gene Ontology annotation, molecular function: DNA-directed DNA polymerase activity.
AUGACAAUGGAUGCUGAUCCAGAAGAAGCUAAAUACUUAGUUUCUGAGAUAUUCAAAUCUAAUAACCCGGUGACAUACCAUUCUUUAUCGAGAUCUUUAAAUGUCCAUAUUAAUCAUGCUAAGGAACUUCUUUUAGAGUUCUAUAACAAGAAUAAACAACAGUUAACAGCGUCAUUUAUUAUAACUGGUAAUGGAAGUAAUUCACAGUUGAUCAAACUAGCGAAGGAUGAAACUGAAUUGCUGGAAAGUGUUAAAGCAUUUGAUCAUAUUCACACUGUCCAUGUAUACAGUGUGAGUGACAAGAGUAAUAUGUUCACGAUUGAUGACAUAGCACAAUUUGAGCUCAAAUGGCCCAAUAAACGCGAGGAGUAUGCCAAGUAUUAUCAAAAUGGGAUGAUCAAGGGCCCAGAAUUGAAAGAUCUUGAUUUUGAGACAGUAGACGUAUCGGAAAAAGAGACAUCAAAGAAAGAUUCAUUGGCACCAGUACAAAAAGACGACAAAAUUAAAAGGGAAAAGGAAAACAAAGAGCCUAAAAAGGCGCCCACCAGGUCUAGUACCCUAUCUGGUUACGUGUCUCGAAAGGGUGAGUCAAAAACCAGACAAGCAAAGCGCCCUGCAACUGACCCAACCCCGAGGCGUUAUGAAUAUAAAUCCAGAAAGGUGGAGGCAAAAGAGCCAAAGGAACGUGUCGUUAUUUCAAAUGCUGUUGAUUCUGGUGCUGUCUCAGAUGAUGAACCAGCACCUCCGAAAAAAUCGAAAAAGUCAGAUCUUGAAAAUAUAUUUGAUGAUGACUUCAGUGAUAAUGAGCUGAAAGUUGAAACGGAAGAAAAGGAGCACCCAAUUUUUGUUGAAGAGGACGCUGAAGAAGACGAAAUACCGAAAAAUAAGAGCCUACACAAUGAACUAUCAAACCCUGAACCUAAAGAAGAGCAAUCUAAAGAGCUCAAAUCUGAAAAUGGGGAGGAGCCUUUGCUGCUCCUAAAUGAAGGAAAAGCGCACGAACCCGAGACCUAUGACGAGCCUGAGCCUACGGUAACAAAUGAGGAUACUCCGGACGACGAGGGCUAUUUCACCACUUACAGAGACGGUGCGAAGAAGGAAGCUAGUCUGUCAAAGCCCAGUCUGAGAUCGAAGCUGGUCACUCCAUCGCAUUCAGGCUCUAAGCAUACAUCGAAGAGAGCACCAGAUAAAAAGAAAACGCAGGCUUCCUUGAUGAGUUUCUUUCAAAAACGGUAA